UCAAACUGGUAGUGGUAAAACAUAUAGUAUGGGUACAGCCCUUGAUGGCUCAAAUUCAUCACCUGAACACAUAGGUGAAUCCACGGGUAUGGUCCCACGUUCAAUACAUCGUCUAUUCGAAGACCUUAAUAAUCGAAAAUCAAAAAAUCCUUCCUAUCAAUUUGAGGUCUUUGUGACUUUUCUAGAAUUAUAUAAUGAAGAUCUAGUGGAUUUAUUAAAUCCACAAAAUCGCGAAAAUGUUAAAAAAGGAAAAAAUGAUUUAAUGAUAAGAGAAGAUUCAAAGGAAAUUCCCGUAAACUCUCCAAAAGAACUCUUGGAGCAAUUACAACAAGGUUCUUCAUAUCGAACAGUUGCAUCCACUGAUAUGAACAUGGUGUCUUCACGGUCGCACGCUAUUUUCUCCGUUAUCCUAAAACAAACAAGAGUUGAAAAUAUUGAUGAUGAUAAAGAAAAUUGCGUUCUAGCCUCUGAAACAACUUCAAAAAAGAAAAAACCUAAAACUUUAACUUCUAAAAUAACGUCAAAGUUUCACUUUGUAGAUUUGGCCGGUUCUGAAAGA
This is a messenger RNA of Ambispora leptoticha, 559 nucleotides long. The record is from the annotation of a GenBank genome assembly. Lineage: Eukaryota; Fungi; Glomeromycota; Glomeromycetes; Archaeosporales; Ambisporaceae.